AUGUGCCAGUGCACGUUUGUUAUUUGGCGCGUGAGCAACGCUUUGGGCUUAAGUGGAGCGGAGUGUGUUAAUGUUCAUUUUGUUGUUGAUGUUGAUGUUGAGGUUGAGGUUGGUCGGCGAGUCGGGUGGCCGAUUAGCGGCUAUAUCCCGCGAUUAGCGACUGGGCCCGGCCAGCUGGAGUGGCAGAAUGUGACAAAGAAAAUUGAAAUAUAAGGAAGCUGGCUCGCACAGUAUAUUCAAGAGCAAGAAUUUCAGUGGUUCAGUGGAUCAGAGGCAAUCGGCUGUGAUUGCCGCAGUGCUACAGUGAAGUGAUAAUCAAACUUGGCCAGAGUCAGCAGCAAAGCUAAGAAAGUGAAGAAAGGCGAACACGGGCGUGGAAAGUCACGGAAAGUAAGCAAAGCACAUGCAACAACUGGAUACGGAUAAGAUUGCCGAGCCUUGAACAGCCGCCGACCAGCAACACCACCCACACAAGUCAAAAUGCACCUGUACAUAGUGCUGAUCUCGUGCCUGGUGAGCUCAUCCCAUUGCUGGCAGUUCGACGGCGGAGGUCAGCGUUGGCCCAGGAACACGGCCAGGUCUCUAGCACGAGGCCCGCCCCCAUCGCCCGGAGGCAGGGGCUCGGCCGCCCUACUGGGCUCCCAGCAGCAGGACAUCCUCUACGCCUGUCCACUCAACUCAAUGUGCCAGUGCGCCGGACUACCCAACGAGACAAGCACGCUGAUUGAGAUUAAUUGCAACGAGGUGGCCCUGUACAAGUUUCCAGAAUUCAUGCACAGCAGCGUGCGGUACAUCGAAAUGUCGAAUACACACCUGCAGAGUGUCGACGAUGAAACUUUCCAGGGACUGCGUCUCAAGACAUUGAAGCUAAUCGACAACGAACUGCAGGAUAUAUCCGAGCGGAGUUUCAGCACGAUGACGCAUUCGCUAAUGACACUGGAUAUAUCUGGCAACAAGAUGCAGCAAUUGCCACUGGAAGCGCUGCAACGAUUGCACUCCCUCACGCGACUGGUGGCGCAACGAAACCAUAUCACCUCAUUGGAUGGCAACUGGGAUGCCCAGCAUGAUACGCUGAGGUCAUUGCAUCUGGCCGAUAAUGAUAUUACGGAAAUAGCGCCGGGGGGUGGAAGCAUGGAAGUGAACCACGCCAACGACAGUAGCUCCCAGCCCUCGAGCCUGGCCGCCAUUCAAACGCGACUGGAGACGAGCAACUCCCUUUACCCGCCUUCGCCAAGCUCCGGUGAUCGGUCCUCGCCAGGCCGUCCCUUUGAGCAGCUUCAGAAGCUGCUGUGGCUGGAUUUGUCCAAUAAUCGAAUACACCACGUGGCUGGAAACUAUUUGCCGCGAUCCCUGGUCACCAUGGACCUGUCUAGCAAUCUUCUGACGGUAUUCCCGCAGCAGCUCUUCGAACAACUUCCGGAGCUGCGGAUCAUGAGUCUGCGGGACAAUCUCCUGAAAAGUGUUCAGUGGAAGGAGCUGCAGGUGCGACCGUUGCGAAUGCACCUGGAGCGGUUGGAUCUGGGACAGAAUUGCAUCGAGAACCUGGAGUCGGACUACUUUCAGCAAAACUACUCCGAUGUCCAUCUGAGGGCUUUGAACUUGGAGCAGAACUUUGUGACCCAACUGCCGGAAGCUGUGUUCAAGGCCACAGGCAUUGCCCAUCUUGUCCUGGCCUUCAACGCCAUCAGUCGUGUUCAUCCUUCGGCCUUCGAAGGACUAACAGAGACUCUAGAGUACUUGGAUUUGGAAAGGAACAGACUAACCACAGUGCCAGCUGCCAUAUCCACUCUGCAUCGCCUGAAGUUUCUUUACCUGACCUCCAACCAGAUCAGCCAGCUUACCAAUCUGCCAUCGUAUACGGAUAAUCUUCGGGUACUCAGCCUGAGCGGCAACAACUUCAGCAUGAUCCCCAUAUUGGGACUCAAGAACUACACCCAACUGUCAUACUUGAACAUGGGCUACAAUUGCAUUACGGACAUUCCGGAGGGAAUUUUCGCCGUGGAUUCGUGGGGCAGCAAUCUGCAGACGAUAUUACUGCGCAACAACAAGAUAACCCACCUACACUUAGGAUCCUUCGCGGGACUAGAUCAGAUCCAGGAGAUCAGUUUAAGCUUUAACGAUAUAACUAUACAUCACCCACUUGUGUUCGAGAACGUGUCAAGGACCCUAAAGAUUCUGGAGCUUUCGUUCGCCGUUUUUCCGGCCCGUAGCCUGGAGAGCCUGGAUCCUCUGGACGCUCUACUACCACUCUCUCAACUUAUUUGGCUGGGUCUGGACAACAAUAACUUGAAGCACGUGUCCAACGAAUCCUUCGCCCAGAUGCGGGAACUGAGCUACAUAAAUCUAAGCUUUAAUCAACUGAAAGCUUUGCCAAAAGGGCUCUUCCAGCCGGAUAUUCAUAGCCAUCUGGUGGAGAUCGAAUUGUCCUAUAAUGCCCUGGAGCGUUUGGAGGCGGAAACAUUUCACAAUCUGGGUGACUUGCAGACCCUCAACCUGCAGUCAAAUCGCCUGAGGACCAUAUCACGCCACGCCUUUCAAAACCUGGAGUUCCUACGCUACAUAGAUCUGUCCUACAAUCGACUGGUGAACAUCUCCCAUGGCGCCUUUACAGUGCUGCCUAAUCUGGCAGCUCUGGACUUGAUGCACAAUCAGCUCUGCUCACUGUCACUCAAGUCCUUUCACUACGUGUCUAAUACGACGACUCCUUUGCGACUCAACUUGAGCCACAACCACAUAUCCAGCUUUGACGACGAGCUCAGCAGCUACAUGUACAUCUACCAACUGGACAUCAGCCACAAUCAUGUGGCCAAGUCGGAUAGCUUUACGAACCUGGCCAACACCCUACGGUUUCUCAAUCUGGCGCAUAAUUCGCUGGGAGCUUUGCAGAGUCAUGCCUUUGGAGACCUAGAGUUCCUGGAGAUCCUUAACCUGGCCCACAACAAUCUCACCUCCCUGAGGCGUCGCAGCUUCCAGGGCCUAAAUAGCUUGCAGGAACUAGAUCUGAGUCACAAUAUUUUGGAACAGUUGCAGGUGGAACAGUUCUCCAACCUGAAAAAACUCCGAAUUCUGCGCAUCAGUUCCAACCGGCUGAGGGCCCUGCCUCGCGAGGUUUUCAUGAACACACGGCUGGAGUUCCUGGACAUUUCCGACAAUCAGCUGAGCGUGUGGCCAGUGCCGGCAUUCACCGAUAUUGGCUUCACCCUGCGCUCCAUUCAGAUGUCCCACAACAAUCUGGAGUACUUGGAUGCCUCGAUGUUCAUCAACUCGCAGUUCCUGUACGACAUUAGUCUGGCCCGCAAUCGCAUCACCAUCCUGCCGGAUAAUACCUUCAGUUUCCUGAAUAAUCUGACCAAUUUGGACCUGUCCCAGAAUCCCCUGGUGACGACCAACCUGCGCGAGGUCUUCGUGCACACGCCGCGCCUUCGGAGACUGAGCCUCCAUCACAUGGGCCUGUACGUGCUGCCGCCACUGAAACUGCCACUACUCUCCUACCUGGAUGUAAGUGGCAACUACCUUCAGGAGCUGUCGCCGCUGGGCUCGCUGCGGCAUCUGCGUCACGUCAACAUCUCACACAACAAGCUCACCAAUGCCAGUUGUGCAGCGGAACACCUGCCGCCCUCUGUUCGAAUAUUGGACCUGGCCCACAAUCCACUGCGCAGGAUUACAUUGCACGACCUUGUCAGUCUGCGUCACUUGGCUGAGCUCAAUAUCCUGGACGUGAAGGUGGCCAAUCCGCAGGCAUUUUCAAAGCUGCGCUCCCUGCGGAAACUGCACGCCAGCUCGCAUCCCAAUCUCGGCGAGAUUGUGGCCAGGAUGCCGGGCCUGCAGCAACUCAGAGUGCACUGCCUGGAGCCAAACAUUGGCCCGCAAUUGUUUGCCAAACUGGCCAACAACACAAAGCUCCGGCUCCUGGAGCUGUAUGGCAGCAACGUGCAGACUAUUGCUCCGGACGUGUUUACCGGAGUAUCUCGCAACCAACGGCUGCAGGUUAAAAUAUCGCACACCCGAAUCUCUGAUCUGCCGCCGGGAAUCUUUUAUUCGUUGCGCGAGGUGCCACACUUGUCCAUUGAUAUUUCGCAUAACCGCAUUAACGCCCUGGCCGCCGACAGUUUCUAUCCGAACAAGAGCUACUGGGAUGCGGUUGGGACACGAAGCAUCAUGGGCGGACUCAUCACCUCUCAUAAUCCACUCGAGUGCGAAUGCGGGCUCGUCUGGUUUGGACACUGGCUGAGGCGGUGGCUUCGCGAGUCCGCCCAGAUCAAGGUCAUUCAGAAGGAGGACCUCAAGCGCAUGGUUCAGUUACCUCUAUCGAUUGCCGAUAUGCGCCGCGCCCGUGCCAACACCUGCCACGAUCCAACUUCGGGUCGCCACCUGCCCAUCCUUGAGAUCUUUCCGGAGGAUCUGCUGUGCCAGGCUAGUGCCCUGAGUAGCUCGGCCCAUCGUCUCUUCCUGUUAUCCUUUGCGAUGGCCCUCCUGCUGCCCUUGGUGACAACGAUGAUGACGCUCUGAUGUCGACUUUAGUUACCGGCGUUGUAAUUUGGUGUUUCAAAUCUCGAAUCAGAUCCAGAAGAGGUGUCAUUUUCUGGUGGCGAACUGCUGAAGACACUCAACACCCAGUUGACUGUAUGAUAUGUAAAUAAAUAAAUAUAUAUAUAACUGAAUCUUAAACUAAUCGGUAGCUACGAAUUUUUGGGACUUAGCUAAUGAAGAAUGAAGUGAGGCCACCCACAUACAAUAAAGUUAAAUAUAAUUGAACAAGCAAAUCGGUUUAUGUCCACUUGUAAUUCAUAAGUUUUAGAUAAAUGCAUAAAGGAUACAUUUAAGUAGUAUUACAAGUCAUGUGCUGGGCCAGGGAUUAUUUUCCAUCCAGAUAAUGUCUGCUACUUCUUUCCAAUACGUUUUUUUUGCUAAGCCCCUUACCCUAUUGAUUUCUUCCGCUCCAAGACUUCCAAGCUAUCAGCUGAUAAAAGAUACUAUAAGUUAGUUAUUAGGAUUUAUCCUUCGAAUCCUUUUUAAUCCCUUAAGUACCCCCCACUCGCCCAAUACAUGACGUUGUUUCUUGGCCAACAUUCGAGGUAAUUAAUGCAAUUGAUUACACAACCAGAACCCUACACACACCAGCGAACAUAUGAUGAUUCCUAAGACACUCACACAUAUAGGGUAUAGUUAAAGUACACUUUUGCAUCUCCAUAGAUCGACCUAGAAGAAUAAGUUGUUAAUAAUAGUUUAAAUGACUAUUUUUAAAGAGAGGAUGGCGAAUUAAGCGAAACGAAUUCUAGUUAUAAAUCUUUGCAGAAAAUUUACAAUUUAGUCAAGGCCAAUGAGUACAUUGAAUGAAAUGGAAUGAUAUAUAAUAAUGAUGAGCCGUGGCAUAUACAUAAUGAUAUAACUAAUUAUAUAAACAAUUAUUGGAUAGCAAUUAUCAAUUGGUUUUUUAACAAAAGUAGCGAACAUUGCACAACUAUCAGCGAAACUAGGAGAAGUUUGCAAAACUUGCGGCAGUCAAUUUUAAAAGGACACAGAAACACGCAAACAUAUAUAAGUACAUAUCAGUUUGGGUAAAAAGUAAAAAUUUAAAAAUAAUCAUAAAAUAAUGGGAAGCAUAAUCGUGUCACACACAAAUACAGACAACUUGAAGCAAUUUAACUGAGAGGAAUAAAUUACGAAAUAAAAACGUUCCCCGUUUUUUCGUUUCGGUUCGGUUACUCGCAUUUUCAUUCAGUUUUUUUUUAACGUACGUACACUAUUUUAUUUUUUAAAUAUAUUCGUUUCGUUACAACAAUGACAAUCGUGAUACUAAUUGUAGUUGUUUACACGACGAUGAUGCGAAAUGCACAAGUAAAAUAAUAAUAAUAAUAAUAAUGAUACUGAAUAAAUAAACUAUUCAAUGGGAAAAAGUGGACAAAUGAAUUAUGGCCACAUGAAAACACUGAAAAAGCUGCUGGUAAUGCAACGAUUAUUUUGGUUUGCUUCCCAACCCACAAUCCAUAAAAAAAACAAAAACCGAAAAAAAUGCAAAACCCAAAACGGAAUUUUUAACAAAUAAUAUUGUAUAUAAAGCAAAGGGAAAUGGUUUAUUAUGUUUAUUCAAACCACUUUUUAUUAUCGGUUAUUUUUUCAUUUGAUACGCAGCAGCUAAAAAAUAUAAAAGUAAAAAUAAAAAAAUCCAGAAAAACGGAAGAAUUAAAGUAGUGACAGAAAAACUGGAAAUGAAUAUCGAUACAAACUGAAAAUUGAAUAUGAAAUAAAUACAAAAUGCUAGAAACAUUUA
Molecule: messenger RNA, 6271 nt
Organism: Drosophila ananassae
Lineage: Eukaryota; Metazoa; Arthropoda; Insecta; Diptera; Drosophilidae
Product: chaoptin
Exons: 7
Coding region: 481-4509 (1342 amino acids)
Molecular function (GO): protein binding
Source: RefSeq, a predicted model, not a curated record